This is a messenger RNA of Cloeon dipterum, 2950 nucleotides long. RefSeq lists its product as uncharacterized. Gene Ontology annotation, cellular component: ribonucleoprotein complex. NCBI's taxonomy places the organism in Eukaryota, Metazoa, Arthropoda, Insecta, Ephemeroptera, Baetidae. The coding region runs from base 151 to 2811 and encodes 886 amino acids. Gene Ontology annotation, molecular function: RNA binding. The record is from RefSeq and is a predicted model, not a curated record. The transcript is spliced from 3 exons.
UGUCGAGUCGGAAUCGUUGGACAUCGACAGGCUAAAUCUAGGCAGGGAUCGACUCGUUGCCGCGGAAGAAAGGAUUUUCGUUUAAUUAUCUACUGCAGAUCAAAACAUAAUUGUUCUUUAAAGAGUCGCUGGAAACUACACUGCGCCACCAUGAGCGUCAUCAUCCGGCUGCAGAACCUUCCGUGGUCGGCCAACGCUUUGGACAUUCGGCAAUUCUUUCAAGGUCUCUCGAUACCUGAGGGAGGCGUCCACAUUGUCGGCGGAGAACAGGGCGAUGCAUUUAUUGCCUUCAGCACCGAUGAAGAUGCGCGACAGGCGAUGAUGCAUAACGGUGGAAAGCUGAAAGAAACACAGGUCAGCUUGCUCCUCAGCUCGAGGACGGAGAUGCAGAAGGUCAUUGACACAGCCAGGCAGAAGGUGUUGGGCAUGCAGGCCGCGAGCGUCACCCCUCCGGUGACCGCGGCCCCCAUCAUUCCAGCCGUGCAACCAGUGCCGCAGCCCACCAUUCCGACCAUCGCCAACAUCGCAGCUCCACACCUGACCCAGCAGAUGGGCCUGCCGAUGCAAGCGCAGCUGCCAGUGCAGCAGCGCCUGCUUGGCAUGCUCGGAAUGGGCAUGGCGGCGGCCCAGCUGAACAACCUUCCACUCGCAAACGCGCAGCAGACCAGCUUGACCCUUGGCAACGUGGCAGCGCACAGCAACAACCCCUUGAUGCACCCUCACCUGCCGAUGCAACAACAGCAGCACCCCAUGAUGCCGCACCACCAGACCGUAAACCCAAUGAUGCAGGCUCAGAUGAACCACAUGCGUCCCAACAACAACAACAACCAGGUCCAUCAGCAGCAACAGCAAUUGCAGCAACAGCAUCAACAACAACAGCAGCAGCAGCAACAACAGCAGCAGGUGAACGAGCGUGCGGGCAGGGACGUUCGGCCUGACAGGAGGCGCUCCCGUUCUCGCUCGAAGGAACGCAGACGCUCCAGGGACCGCAGGGAUCGCAGUGGCGGCAACACCAGGCGCCGCCGCUCUCGCAGCAGGUCGAGGGAACGCGACAAGACCCGCAGGAGGGACCGCAGCAAGAGCAGGGAUCGCUCCAGGGACCACACCCGCGACAGCAGGGACCGCCGCAGAGACGACCGUAAGAGUUCUCGGGAUGACAAAACACCUCGCAUCAGCAAGGACGACGUGGGCACCACACCCAAGAACGCGCAGCAGGCCCCGACGCCGUGGGUCAACCCGUCGACGCCGGCUGCGUCGCCCGGCAUGAUGAACAUGUCUCGCUUCUCCAACUUCCAGCCGAACAGCAACAACAAAGCGCAGCAGGGUGACGUUCCCGUCUGGGGCCAGCAGCAGCAACAGCAGUCGUUCAACGCUCCCCAAAUGCAACAGUCCCAAAAUAAUCAGCAGAGUAAUGGUAGUGGGGGACCGCCGAUUGGUGUGCGGCGUCCGGCGCAGAACACGUGCGUGAAGGUGUCCAGCAUGCCCCAAACCGUGGUCUACCGCGACCUGAGGGAGUUCUUCCAGCAUCUGCACGUGCUCAAUAUCAAGCUGAUCACGGACGAGAAGGGACAGAAGCAAGGGAAGGCGCUGAUCAAGUUUGGCUCGACCGAGUGCAAGCUCAAGGCGUUGACGAUGAACGGCACCAUGUACAACAACACGCAACGCGUCGACGUGAUUCACUGCACCGAGGAGGAGUACGACCGCACCCUCGACUCGUACACGCCCAACCAGGAGCCGGCCGUGGUCGCUAUCAACAACAUACCGCCCUACGCCAACGAGAUGGACGUCAAGCGCGUCUUCCACGGCGCCCGCAUAUUCAACGUAAUCCUCAUGCACCCUGGGGACAAAACAGGAAUUCCCUCCGGCUUUGUUCAGUUCUCCUCGAUGAGCGAGAGGAACCGGGCUAUCGCGGCCAGCGGCAAGCUCAAGAUUGAUAACCAGGAGAUUUACGUAACAGAGAGUUCCUUCGAGGACAUCUUCAGGGCGCAGAAGGCCGUCAGCAGUGUCACGGAAUCCGUGCCGAAACCGAAAGAGGAAGUGCCGGCGGCCGUGGCUACGCCGGUAGUAUCCGAGUGCGUCCUGCUGAAGGGCCUGCCACCGACCACCAACAACAGAGAGAUCCUUGACUUCUUCUCCGACGUCGGCCUCAUUCCGCUUCACAUCUUCAUCAUGCAGGACGACAAAGGCGCCCCGGCCGGCGACGCCUUCUGCGAGUUCCGCAAUCCUGCCGAGGGCGUGCGCGCCGUGGCCAAGAACAAAACCACUCUGGGCACCAAGGAGAUCACCGUGCGGCCGGUGGUGCGGCAAGAGAUGGAGAUGGCCCUCGGCAUGGCCAAGAACCCCAACCAGAUGAUGGGGCCGCGCAACGGACAGGAGCAGAUGCGCCACCAGAUGCGGCCCAAUUUCAUGAACAUGAACAGGCCGCAGUUCGACCCGCGCAACCCGCAGAUGUUCCCCAUGCGGGGCCCCUUUCCGCGCGGCCCCUUCCCCCCGCACAUGAUGGGCAACCGGCCCAGGCCCCCGUUCAUGAACGGCCCUCCUCAGGAGCCCAACAUCGAGUUCGGCAAGCCCGGAUGUGUGAUCGAAGUGACAAACGUGCCCUACCAGGCAGACAUUGACGAGAUUCUCAGCUUUUUCUCCGACUUUGAACUGACCAGGCAAGACGUCAUUCGGCGGUUUAACGACAUGGGCAAGCCCACGGGUGAUUUGCGGAUCGCCUUCCACUCGCCCCCUGAUGCCCAAAGAGCAAUGUCUCUCAAGUUCAAAAAAAUGAGAGACCGGCAGAUCUACAUGAAUCUUUUGCAAACUUAAAACUCUUCAACUGUUACCUCUGAUUUGUGUAGCUGUAUAUUUUUAAUUAUAUGCAUAUAAGGGUCACUAAGUGAAUGUGCGCAAGAUGUAUAGUUUUGUAUUAAUUAAGCUGAAUAUAUCAAACUAAGCGGAAGCAAUA